Messenger RNA from Acytostelium subglobosum LB1, 1647 nucleotides. RefSeq lists its product as hypothetical. The record is from RefSeq and is a predicted model, not a curated record. Gene Ontology annotation, biological process: ubiquinone biosynthetic process. Gene Ontology annotation, molecular function: kinase activity. The transcript has 4 exons. Lineage: Eukaryota; Evosea; Eumycetozoa; Acytosteliales; Acytosteliaceae. Gene Ontology annotation, cellular component: extrinsic component of mitochondrial inner membrane. Bases 1 to 1647 code for a protein of 548 amino acids.
AUGUCACGACUCAAAGACCUGAUACAGGUGUUGGGCGCUGGCAAGAGUGUUGUGAUGCCAAUGAUCAAUCGAUAUAAACCAUCGUCGUUGUACAUGCCAAGACACUAUCCAUUGCAAGAUCAUAAAGGAGGAGACAAGUCAAUCAAUGAUCGAAUAAAGACAGAUAACGACAACGACAGCAGUAGACAAUCAACAUCAACAACAACAACAACAGAAGAGGAUCAUCAUCAGUUCUUGACAAACAAGAAUCCAGAGAUCAAGUUUGUUGAGACCACUGGCGCCUCAGUUCCAUCAAGUCAAUCAACACGCUUCUGGCACUUCACAAAACUGGCAUUGGGAAUGGGAGCAGGAUUGGUUGGAGAGAUGACGAGAAGAACGAUCAAACCGACGAGUACACAGACACAACAGGAAUCAUCACAUCCAAUGUUUAAUGAAGCCAAUGCCAAUAGAUUGGUGGAGACCUUCUCAAGAAUGAGGGGAACUGCACUAAAGAUUGGUCAGGUGUUGUCCAUCCAAGACGAAUCAGUGUUGCCACCAUCAUUUGUAAAGCUACUCGAGAAUGUGCGCAAGAGCGCCAACCCAAUGCCAUUGCAACAACUUCAUGACACACUUGCCCAAGAGCUGGGCGAGAACUGGCGAUCAUUGUUUAAAGAGUUUGAAGAGCGACCAGUGGCUGCGGCAUCGAUUGGACAGGUACAUCGCGCUGUCACAAUCGAUGGAAAGGUGGUCGCCGUGAAGGUGCAGUACCCUGGCGUGGCAGAGAGCAUCAACAGCGAUAUAAAGACACUCACAUCGAUGUUGCGCAUGGUCGUUCCCGAGACGGCCUACAUCGAUCGCUCACUGGACUCUGCGCGACUGGAGCUGCUCAAGGAGACGGACUAUCUGCUCGAGGCGGCCAAUCAACGACGCAUGAAGCACAACAUCGAGUCGAGCACCAGUCCUCAAAUGAAAUACUUCUUUGUACCAGCAGUUAUCGAUGCGCUUACGACCAAGCGCGUACUCACAAGUGAGUACAUUGAAGGUGUAUCAAUCGAUCAGAUCAAUAUCAGCGACUACAAUCAAAAGACAAGGAAUUGGCUAUCCAAGAGUCUGCUGUCCCUCUGUCUUGCCGAACUCUUUGAGUUCCAAUACAUGCAGACCGAUCCCAAUUGGACCAACUUCAUCCUGGACUUUGAGAACAAGAGAAUCAACCUGUUGGACUUUGGAGCAUGUAGAAGCUACGACAAUCCAUUUAUAUAUAACUACUUCAAGUGUAUUGAGGCUGGCGUUGAACAAGACACAGCCAAGAUAUUGGACUAUUCGCUACGUGUAGGAUACUUCACGGGCGAGGAGAGCUCACUAAUGAAGGAUGCCCAAGCGGCAGCCAUACGCAUUCUGGCCGAGCCAUUCGCAGCAAGCGAUCCCUACCCAUUCUUUGAGCGACAGAUAUCUACACGCAUCGCCAAGCUGAUACCGGUGAUGCUUAAACAUCGACUGAAGCCGCCACCCGAGGAGACCUACUCGCUGCAUCGCAAGCUCAGUGGUUGUUUCCUAAUGUGCUCCAAGCUACAAUCAGUGAAUGAAUGUAACUCGAUAUGGCUACACUACCAAAAGUUAUUCAACGAUAAGAACAUCAACUACAACAACAGCAGCAGCAGCAGCCAUUAG